Messenger RNA from Lodderomyces oxycetoniae, 1179 nucleotides. RefSeq names its product Mds3p (gene MDS3). Bases 1 to 1179 code for a protein of 392 amino acids. NCBI's taxonomy places the organism in Eukaryota, Fungi, Ascomycota, Pichiomycetes, Serinales, Debaryomycetaceae. The transcript has a single exon. Gene Ontology annotation, biological process: cell redox homeostasis. Gene Ontology annotation, cellular component: cytosol; mitochondrion. The record is from RefSeq and is a predicted model, not a curated record.
AUGGCUGACUAUACACCACCGCCUCCCAAGAAGCCUUCAAUUGUGUCUCAAAGUAGUUACACUUCCCAAGGCGCGGUCAGUUUUGAAGAUUAUAUCCACUAUGCCGCACCUAAAUCAUCCAACAUCAGAUCGGUGUUCCCGCCGUCAGCAGUCACAUUAGGAAGAAACGCCUUUGACAGGUAUGGGGAACUUUUAUCUGAUUUUGAAAUCAUGUCCAGUAAUGGGGAUAAAAUUCCAGUUCUGAUGAAGAUACUAUUAGAGAGAUGGGGUAUAUACUUUGCUCGAAUACUUGCAAGGGGGUAUGUGCAAAGCGUGGAAGAUUUUCAAUCGUGUAGCACACCGCAAUUUCGAAUACCAUUCCAGAAUGAGGAGAUUGAGUCAGAACCUAGCGCGCCACUCCAAGAAAUGAUCAACAAUCAGUUGAAGGAUGUUCCACUCCCACCACAGUUGCCCAUGCCCACAGACCCGGUACCGCCAGUACCGUCGGCGCCGACGUCGUAUAGGACAUCCUCGCCGAGGGCAUCAUUGCUGCAUACAUUAUCUGCAUUGAGGAACAUUCCAGUCAAGUCACCUAAAGCGUCACCGAGAGCAUCAUUAGUUGACUCGUUGCUGUACAGCAGGUCUAGCUCUACAAACAGCCUUACUGAAGAGAACAAAUUUGCAGAAUACGUGAUGGAGCCGGCGUUGAUCCCAAGGAAACUUUAUAUCCCCUUUCCCACUCCUACUAUAAGGGCUUUUUGUGACUUUUUGUAUACUGGACAAGUUGGAAAUAAGUGGGCCAUUGCGCCAACAUUAUUGGAUAAUUUUUUAAUUGGAAAAUUUUAUAAAGUGCCGCUGUUAUACGAAGGGGUGAGGGAUAUCUUGAUAAGUAUUAUCAAGCGGAAGGAGAAGGAGAUGAAUCUCGAAGUAAAAGAAAAUAUAUUGGUAGAGGUUUCAGAGAGGGGUGCGCGGUUAGGGACGGGGUAUUUAGAAGCAAUAGAGUGUCAUAGACAAGCGGAUAAAAACAGAAUCACAGUGGGAGAGAUGGUGGAACCAAAAGCAGCGUACCCGCCAGAAAGCGUAAUUGAUGGUAUACACGAGUCGUCCGUGUUGGUUGGAGAUAUGGAUUUGUUUUUGAGAACGUCAAACUUGAAAAUACAUAUGGAAAAUAUAAAAUUGAAUCAAUCUAAGGGUAAGUAA